UGUACCUACAAUUUUAAUCAUGAAGAUUACAGUUUUUGCCACCUGCUGCAGGUUGCUUUCUAAAUCAAUCCUUAAGAGGGAAUAAAGGGCUUCGUCUGAUAUGGCAAUCAUGCUAGAGAAGUCUGACGAGCUGCAUUACUUUGAUGUCCAAUAUGUUUUGUUUGUCUGUCAAGUUUCAUGAACUUUUGAACUGGAAAAACACAUCAUUUUUUGUGUAGAUUCUAUAAGAGCCCUUUAUUGGAUCUUGAUGCUCCUUGUAACUUACCGUGUACUUUUACGUUUUGCCUGGAUUGCUGAUAUUUUAUGCAUAAGCUGUAUUGCACAGAAUUCUUCGUUUUGUUUUCAGAAAUGUUAUGAAACUUUAUAUAUAUAAUUUAUUCUUAUAUAAAAAUUAUGGGUAAUUGAUCCUGAAGAUCACUGAACUUCCGAAUUUUUUCAUUUCAGUCACUAAACUAUUUUUUUUUUCAUUUCGAUCACUGAACUAUCAUUUUUUUUCAUUUUGGUAUUUCAGGCCAAAAAUGCUUAGGUGGCAGCCGGAAGUUGACAUGUGACAUCCAGAUUUUAUAAGUUUUACUUUGAAAAUUUAUCACACAUACAUACUUUCACUUUGAAAAUGACUUUUUUGAUCAAAUAAUGCAUAUAUGGCAACUUUGCAGGUUAAAAGAAAUUAAUUCCGGCUGCCGCCUAAGCAUUUUUGGCCGGAAAAUACCAAAAUGAAAAAAAAUGAAAGUUCAGUGCUCAAAAUGAAAAAAAAAUAGUUUAAUGACUGAAAUGAAAAAACUCGAAAGUUCAGUGAUUUUCAGGAUUAAUUAUCCAAAAAUUAUUGUUUCGCCAUUUUCCAUUUCAAUGUUUUCUGGAAUUUUUUGAUUCUAAUCUAUUUUCUAAAAAUACGAUUUUGUUGUUUUGCCGUUUUUAAAAGGCUAAACCCAUGCGGAGGCCCCUGUACUUAACCGGAUUUGUUCAGGAGGCCCUUGAGACAAAGUUUGUCUUAUAUGGAUCCCUGUACAUGUCAUUAUUGCAAUUAUUAGGCCCUUAAAUGGACGGAAAUUCACGCGUGCAUCUCAACCGACGUUAAGCUCGUAACUUCGCCGUUAACUGAGCCAUGUCAUUUAAUUGUAUGCAAAAUUGGUUUCCAGCGUGGAAAAUAAUUGUACACGUGGAUGUCGACCAAUGCACAACACGUGGAUUAGGGUUAAAUUGAGUAACCCUUUCUUAUUUACUGCCUCCUUCUUUCAUUUUGCUCUCAGUUUUUUCAUUUCCUCAUAUCUUUUCUCUCUGAAUUUAUUUUCUCUCUGAGUUCAUUUUCAUGGCGGAAGAAACGUUUGAUGGUGUAAUUCCAGUUACUGAGAACAGCAACUGCAAGUGCGGGAAAAAGGCAAAAUUGUUGGUUUCUUGGUCUGAAAAGAAUCCAGGCCGUCGAUUUUUCCGUUGCGAGGGGAAGCAGUGCUCUUAUUUUAUGUGGUAUGACGAAGAGUAUGCUCACCACAUCAAGACCAUGUUGAAUCAUCUGAAACGUCAAGAAUCUGUCUUGACUAAGGAGACAGAGUACUUGAGGGGUGAGGUUUUCCGCCUGAAAUACUUGAUGGAUCAUGCCAGUACUCUGGAUGCCAUUGAUAUGGAGAAGAAGCUGAAGGAACUGAAAGAUGACAAAGGUAGCUUGGAGGGCAAAGUGAAUGAUCUGAAUAUGGAGCUGAAAAUGGAGCUGAACAAGAAACUGGUGGAGAUGCAGCAGUAUGAGAAAGAGAUCAAGGAUGUGAAGAAGCACAAGGAAUUCUGCAACUACAUUGCCAUUGUUGUGAUUGUACUGUUGAUCAGUUAUGUUAUUAUGAACUAGUAGUAUUAGGUGUAGUUGGAGGUUAAGUAUGCACUAUAAUGUUUAAGUGCUAAUUUAUGUUAUCUUAUGUACUAAUGAUGGUGAAUUAAGUAAGUACUCUUUGUUUAAGUAAUGUUGGGAUGUUUUAAGUAAUGUAUUAAGUCAGAUAUUAUCUAUUGCAGUUGUUGUUAAUUUAUUUU
Molecule: messenger RNA, 2013 nt
Organism: Mercurialis annua (annual mercury)
Lineage: Eukaryota; Viridiplantae; Streptophyta; Magnoliopsida; Malpighiales; Euphorbiaceae
Exons: 2
Coding region: 1307-1834 (175 amino acids)
Molecular function (GO): zinc ion binding
Source: RefSeq, a predicted model, not a curated record